This is a messenger RNA of Sebastes umbrosus (honeycomb rockfish), 2462 nucleotides long. It is a transcript of the gene isg20l2, whose product is annotated as interferon stimulated exonuclease gene 20-like 2. Gene Ontology annotation, cellular component: nucleus. Lineage: Eukaryota; Metazoa; Chordata; Actinopteri; Perciformes; Sebastidae. The record is from RefSeq and is a predicted model, not a curated record. The transcript is spliced from 4 exons. Gene Ontology annotation, molecular function: exonuclease activity; nucleic acid binding. The coding region runs from base 249 to 1232 and encodes 327 amino acids.
CUUUGUUUCAAAAAACACAACAAGAAUACAUCAAUAGGUUGAGCUGUGAAAAGGCUGCAGACUGUAACACAGUCAGUCACCGAUACGCACAAUUAUAUAGGAGUCGGAGACGUGGCUGUACUGAGACAGGAACGUGGAUGGUGCAUUUAAACUGGUGUCAGCUGAUACAAACUUGGCUACAGAAGUAGAUCUGAACGAUUACUUUGAGGAAACUUACUUUUGACUUCUGCCGCACUGCGACUUUAACCAUGUCGGACACUACGAUCAACGUGUGCUAUUCUGAUGAACCCGCACAGAGGAGAAAUCAAACAGGAAACCGAUUGAAGAGAAAGAAAUGGCCCCUUAAAAAGACGCAUAAUGUAGAGCAGAAGGGCGUCCCGGAAGGUAGAUAUAAAUACAACCAGAGAAUGGGACAGUCCAGACACAGCCCACCUCCAUGCCAAAAUGGAGCAUCUGUAGAGCAGCCAUCGCUUCCCACUUCCACACACAACAGACGUUUACCUCAUCCAAGCAGCACCGCCAGCGCUUCACACUGUAGCUCCAAGCCUUCAACAUCCGCACACAGCCUGGCUUCCUCGAGGGUCACUUUGAACAACAAAGGCAGCCAUGACAAGCCAGAGGAGCCUGUGAACACAAAACCAACAACCACCGCCCCACGCCCCUCAGCAUCAAGCAGCCAUAGACCCACUGGAAUCCCCACAAAGUACCUCGCUAUUGACUGUGAGAUGGUGGGUACGGGACCAAAAGGGAGCAUCAGCCAGCUCGGUCGCUGCAGUCUAGUGUCCUAUGAAGGAGACGUGGUUUACGAUAAAUUCAUCAAACCCUCCGUGCCUGUAACUGACUACCGCACCCGAUGGAGCGGCAUCCGGCACUGUAACCUCGUCAAUGCCACGCCAUACUCUGAGGCCAGGAAGGAGAUACUGAGGCUGCUCAUGGGCAAGGUGGUGGUUGGCCACGCCGUCCACAAUGACUUCAAGGUCCUCGGUUACUCGCACCCCGGUGUUUUGACCAGAGACACGUCUCGCAUCCCUCUGCUCAACCUGAAGGCCGGCUUUGCCUUGAACGAGUGUGCCUCACUGAAGAGACUCACUAAGGCCAUCUUCAACCGAGACAUCCAGACUGGGAGGAAGGGUCACUCUUCUGUGGAAGAUGCCAGAGCCACCAUGGAGCUUUACAAAGUGGUGGAGGAGGAAUGGGAGAGGACACUAGCUGCCAAAUCACAGGCCAGCUAGUGCCAGGUUUGAAGAGACAACAUGGAAAUAAACUUUACAUUUUAAAUUGACAUUUUGGUAUGGCAGGUAUGUGGUGUUGAGCGACUGCCCGGUUACAGGAUCAACUCCUCCUACUGUCCUGUUGACAUGUGAAUGAAGAUACCACGAAAACCUGCUCAUUCAGUGAACUGGAUGAAUUUAAAAACCGUAAUAUGAUCAUGGGAGAAGAAUAUAUUAACUGUCAGGUCAGACACUUUGCUUUGAUCUACAGUUUCAGCAGUUCUUUCUCAGGGUUUGCAUUGUGUUUAAAGGUGCUCUUGCCACUAGGAGGCAGUCAUGUUUUCAUCCCAGCAACAAAAGAACAUCAUUGAAACAGUGUCAAUGAUCCCACACCCCCCCACAAAAGAAAUGUUUUCCGCAAGGUAAGUGUUAAUGAAAUCUGCAGUUCAGCGGUUGCAGGACAACAUUCAACAUUCUCGCCAUUUGAGCGUGGACGAUAAUGACUUUUUAAAGUCUGAUCAAAUACCACUAAAAGAGCUCAUUCGUCAGUUUUUAUAGUUUUAAUUAUGUGAAGAAUUGAAACAAAAUAUUGCUUUGAUCAACUAAUGAUGUUCUUCAGGGAGAUUUUAGAAUUUUAGAAAUACUGAGUCCUGCAUGUGGCUUUUAUGGAUAAGAAAUGGUUACACUUACAGUUAUACUAUUUCAUUUCCAGUCAUGUUUUAAAAUGUGACUAAAUAUUUUUUUAAUGUAAAUGUUUGGAGAAAAAAAAAGUUAGAACAACUGCAAACAUAGACGUCUAGAGAGAAGGAACUGUUAAAGUAGUCAGUGAUCCACCAACAGGAUCUAGUAUAUUGGAGCAGGAGGCCUGAAAUUCAUAUAAAUGUUGAUUUAGUCCCUGGUCAUUAUCCUGGCAAAAUAUUUCGACACCCGAUUUCCACAAUAAUUUAAAGUUACACAUGAUAACGGAUUGCCAAAUCCCCUACACCCACCAAAAUAGAGGACAUGACCUCUGUGUCCUCAAUGGUAGCUACGUCCUUGAUGCUCUACAUGACUAUGUUUAUAAGACUCUUACUUGACACAACCAGCAUCCAGUUGUUUAUCUGACCUCCAGUCAGUUAAUGCAAUUCUGCUGUUUUGGAAUAUGGAAGUGCUUACCUUCAGAGUUUGUUUCUUUCUAUGCAACGUUGGACGAGUUCAGUUGUCUGCUGUAGAUUCAGCUUGGUGCUUAACUUCAAUAAAUCAUUACCACAA